Colius striatus (speckled mousebird) is the source of this 1834-nucleotide messenger RNA. It is a transcript of the gene SERTAD4, whose product is annotated as SERTA domain containing 4. The coding region runs from base 2 to 1027 and encodes 341 amino acids. The transcript is spliced from 3 exons. Gene Ontology annotation, cellular component: nucleus. The record is from RefSeq and is a predicted model, not a curated record. Lineage: Eukaryota; Metazoa; Chordata; Aves; Coliiformes; Coliidae.
GAUGACACUGGUGCUGCCCAUGCAGCGGCUCGGCCGCCCCAUCGCCGCCGAGGGAGCCGCCGACCUCGCCGCCUACCGCGCCCUCUGGGAGCCGCCCUGCUGCGGCCGCCCCGGCCCCGCCGCCCCUCCGACCCCGGCCCCGGCAGCCCCCGGGCCCCCCGCCACAGGAUCGCAUUACAGGGGAAUUUCAAAUCCUGUAACAACAUCCAAGAUCACAUACUUUAAAAGGAAAUAUGUGGAAGAAGAGGAUUUUCAUCCACCGCUCGGCAGCUGUACACAUAAAACAAUCUCUGUGUUCGAGGAGCGGGCCCAUAUUCUUUACAUGUCUUUGGAAAAGCUGAAGUUCAUCGAUGAUCCUGAAGUCUACCUGCGGAGAUCUGUCCUCAUCAACAAUCUAAUGAAGAGAAUCCAUGGAGAAAUCAUCAUGCAGAACAACUGGUGCUUCUCCGCCUGCUCCUUCAGCGGCACUCCGCCACAAGAGUGGUUUGUGCCUCAGGACUGCCCGUACAGAAAACGCCUUCGGAUGGCAAAGGAGGAGUACGAGAAGCUCCACACGUGCUGCUUCUAUCAGGAGUGUGGCAGUCACUAUUUGAAUCUACCCUACUCUGUUAAUGCUAGUACAGAAAGUACUUCCUCUUCCUCCUCCUCAUCCUCCCCCCCAAUUUCUUUGCCAAGCUGUUCACAGCAGGUGGAUUAUGACAUUGGCAGCGCCCCUUCUUACAGGAGCGAUGACCAGAUACCCGCUAAUGAAAUAUUCAUCACUAAUGCCAGGUCUCACAGUAAUCAGGAAAAGGCAAAAUUUAAUGACGAGAAAGGAGGUAAUGAACCUGAGCGAGAGAGCGUCCCCCUAAACUGUGAACCUGUAAGAGGCACCCAUGCUCUCGAAUGUAAAGGCAAAUUUUAUGACUAUUUUGAGACUGGAUGUAAUGACAAGAGCAACAUAAGUGAAUCUUGGAAAAAAUCCUUAAGGAAAAAGGAAUCUUUAGCAAGUAAUAAAAUGUGCUGCAGCAAAGGAAGUAAAAUAUGAGGCAUCUUUCUUGCUCUGUUGAAGCAUGCGCAGCGUUUGUUUGUCUACCAGAUUUUUAUUUUGAAUGGAUUUCUUUUAUAGUUUUCUACAAAUGAUACGAUCACGCCACAGACGUUAACAUGUAGUUUCAAAUGACUGGAGAGCAGAUUGUGUAAAGCAUCUCCACGAUCUGCAUCAGCGGGCUAUUUAUAAAUAUGGAGACUUCAUAAAGAGCGCAGUUGCGUUACUGCUGGGCACUGUAGUCUGUACAGCUAUGGUGUAGCUUUCGCUACUGAAAAUGCCAAUCAGCCAGAUGGGGAAAACAUAUCGUUUUAUAUAUCCCCGCCCCCAAGAAGUCUGCCAUUAAUUAAGAAGAACCUCCAUUGUGUUUACCAAGGAAUUAGGAGUCUGGUAAACAAAUUGAAGCUACCAAGAAGGGUGAUGUGCUCCUUGUAACUCAGUAUUUGUUCCGACGAAGGACUGUCUAUACGGACUGGGAAUAAACCAUCCUUAUGUUUUGUACUGAUACUCUCAAAUUCCUGGAUUCAUCGUCUUCAUCAACUGACAAAAUGGGACAUAGCAUAAAGAAAUAACCUGUUUAUGGGGUCUUAAUCAGAAACACAACAGGCAGCUCAAGUACUCGCAUGUUUUCACCUCGGCUGUGACAACUAAUGAGGCUUGUUGUUACACAGGGCAGGUUUUUUUUUGGUGCCUUACUUUUUGUCUUAAUUUUUGCCAGCGUGAAAAUUAAGUAUAAACCAGUGAUACAGCAGGGAUUUAACCUAAACAGAAAAAAAACCCAACCAACCAACCCACAGGGUGGAUCAA